AUGGGAACAACCAGUAGUAUCGCCAAGAAGACUACACCUCCAGAGCCUGAGCCAGACCAAGACUCUGAAAGUAAUUCAAGGAUAGGGACAGAGCAGAAACAAGAGCCAGGACGUGUUGUACCAGCACCGGAUUUUGAGAUGUUCCGGUUUCGGUCCGUGCCGGCCAAACCUGAAUCAGAGUCGGAAAAAGAACAAAAACCAGGAACAGGAAAAGAGAAAUCAGGACUCACAGAUGAUACUGAGGAGAUUCGUUUACGAUCAUCAUGUCAGCCAAAUUCAACCAAACUGUCAGGCAAGACAAGUCGAACAUCCUCAGUUUCAUCUCUGAGAAAAGCAUCACGAGAUGACAGCUCAAAGACAACUCCUCCUGGUGACUCUUCAAACGGAGACCUGAGUGUCCCUGAGAGCAGAGAUGAGGUCGAUGCCUCAUUUUACGACCCCAAGAUGAAGGAGAAAUACUUCGACUCCAUGACCAAGGAGACUAAAAAAGCACCAGAAAAGAAAGACACGGCAGUUCAAAUUCCAGCCAAGAAUGACGAAGAUCUCAGAGCGGCAAAAGCAUUGGUAAAGAAAUUCCCCAGCAUGCAAGACACCUUCUCUAAUUUUGACUCUGCAGCUGUGAAGUUAAGACAGAUUAUUCAGAAUCAGUUUUGUGCUAAUGAAUCCCAGGAGGAACUGAUCACAUUAGAGCAGUCAUUCUGCAUUUACGACCGGAUUGAAGAAAGACAGGCACUGGGAGACUACCUGACCUUAAUAGACAUACCACAGUUGCUGUAUAGUAAUUACGAUCUGAUCAUGAAAUCGCUGAAAUUAGAUCACUGGACCGAGACGAUACUGGAAGACAAAUCAGGCCUUCCAGAAAAAGAGUGCAUCUAUCGCAUCCGAAGCCUGCUGUGGAACUACACGGACGCCAGUACUCUGUUUGGGGAACAGCUUACCACCACUGGGAUAUUCCAGUGUUAUAUGAAGGAUCUGCAAGCAAUGAAAGAUGAUAUCUCAGAAACUAGGAAAAUCAGCUACAUCUUUGAAUCUGCAGUGUCAGCUAUUCACAACUGUUCCAAGAAUUUAGCUAAUCAUCACCAGUUUCACAAACUUGAAGUAGUGAAUCACAUCAUUCCUUACCUCAAAUGUAAUUCGCCAAAGGUGAAAAUGAUUGUACUGCUGACAUUGUCCUAUAUCAUCAGUGAGGAUGAGAAUGAGUUACUUCUAGCCGAUGAAAACGUGCACUCAUUUCUCAUCAAGUAUUUAUGUAAGGCUUGGAAUUCUUUCGACCACCGCUUUGAUGGGUUUGCAGUCGAUGAACUUGUUGCAGGCUUGAUGGGGUUGGCAAAAAACGAUACAAACAAGAAACUGUUGAUGGAAAAUGGAGCACUUCCUAUUUUGUCUGCCAUCAUGAAAUCUGGAUCUGAUGCAGAAAAGAAGCCGGCCAUUGAAUGUAUUUGGGAAUUGUCAUUCAAUAAAGAAAACCAAAAGACCAUUCUAGCAGACAAGGAAGUGGUGAAUCUGUUGACGGACCUCAGCAAGUCCGAUCAGAAGGUAAUCGCGAAGGCAGCAAGUGGCGCCCUCUGGGUCCUUGGUGCUCAAGAAAGGUCCAAGAAGAAACAAGAGGAGGCCAAAAAGAGCAAAACCAGCCCCGAGAAGAAAAUUGCAGAUCACAUUAUGAUGAGCUAUGCUUGGGCAGAUCAAAAGAAAGUCAUUCAAGUGAAGGAAUAUCUGAGGAGAUCUGGGUUUCAUAUCUGGAUGGAUAUCGACAACAUGGGUGGUUCUACUCUCCAGGCAAUGGCUGAGGCAGUUGAACAGUCAGCAGUGGUUCUUAUCUGUAUGUCUGAUCGCUACAAGCAGAGUCAAAACUGCAGAAAUGAGGCCGAGUAUGCAUUUUCGAUGAAGAAAGACAUUGUCCCUCUUCUGAUGGAGCGCGGCUACCAACCAGACGGCUGGCUAGGAAUGAUCAAGGGAACGAAGCUGUUCUUUGAGUUCAGCGGCAAGUACCCAUUUGAGAAGAAGAUAGAAGAUCUGGUGAAGGAGCUUGGAGCUCGAGGAAAGACUCUCUCAGAGGGAGUUCCAGGGGUGGAAAACCAAAUUGCAGUUAUUAAAUCUGCCCCACUGCAGGCUGGGAAGGGAGCAACGGUCGCCGAGUGGUCCAUCAAGGAUGUUCAGAACUGGCUGGAGAAAAACAAGCUAACAUCGUCAAGCAACAGUGCCCUGAAGAAUUUGACUGGAGAGCAGUUAGAGUUCCUACUUAAACUGUCACACAGGGCUCCAGAAUUCUAUUUUGGUUACAUUGAGAGGAAGCUUGGCUUGAACAGUUUAGAAGAAAUGAUGAAGUUUUCAAAAGCUGUUGACAGAUUAUAACUAAAA
Gigantopelta aegis is the source of this 2358-nucleotide messenger RNA. RefSeq lists its product as uncharacterized. Gene Ontology annotation, molecular function: protein binding. The transcript is spliced from 11 exons. Bases 1 to 2352 code for a protein of 783 amino acids. The record is from RefSeq and is a predicted model, not a curated record. Gene Ontology annotation, biological process: signal transduction. NCBI's taxonomy places the organism in Eukaryota, Metazoa, Mollusca, Gastropoda, Neomphalida, Peltospiridae.